Molecule: messenger RNA, 345 nt
Organism: Ricinus communis (castor bean)
Lineage: Eukaryota; Viridiplantae; Streptophyta; Magnoliopsida; Malpighiales; Euphorbiaceae
Product: auxin-induced protein 15A-like
Exons: 2
Coding region: 1-345 (114 amino acids)
Biological process (GO): response to auxin
Source: RefSeq, a predicted model, not a curated record
AUGGGUAUUCGCUUGCCUAGGAUUGUGAGUGCUAAGAAAUUUAUGAGGAGAAAUCUCUUUUCAGAAGAAACUGCAGAUGUUCCUAAAGGUCACUUUGUUGUUUAUGUUGGAGAAAUUCAAAAGAAGCGAUUCACUGUUCCAAUAUCAUACUUGAAGCAUCCUUCCUUUCAGAACUUGUUAAGUCUAGCUGAAGAAGAGUUCGGGUUUAAUCAUUCUAUGGGAGGAUUGUGCAAAAACUCCUCGUUUGAAAGAUUUGAGACUACAAUCUCAUCUUUGGAAAACAUGAAAGACCCGUCAACCAUCACCUUGGCAGAAUUGUUGAAUGCUUUGCAAGCACAGGAAUAA